AACUUCUUAAAAAAAAUCUCUAACAUUCGGUGGAAAAGGAAAAUCUCUAACAGCUUGCUCCGAGCCAUCAUCCCUCGCGCCACAACCCGGAAGCGUUGGAGACCGAGGAAGGCGCCCCUCUCCCCUCUGCGAGCCGCCGCCGAGGUCCAAUCAGAAAACCCAACACUGCCUCGCCCUCCUGGUGGCCGGCGAGAUGUCUUCGGCGGCGUACCUCGAUACGGACGAGAACCUGGAGGCCCUCAUCAGCCGCAUCGAGCAGAAGUCCCGCAAGAUCGAGACCCUCCUCAAGCAGUCGAAGCCGGUGGAGGCCCUGAAGACGGCGCUCGAGGGGUCGCCCCUCAAGACCCGUGACGAGCGAUGCAAGUCGGCAAACUGGAUCGUGGUGCACCGCGCAAUGAUGGCGAUCAGGGACAUCGAUGGCAUGUUCAACUCACUGGAUACUGAGUACUAUGACAUCCUCAUGAAGUACCUGUACAGAGGUCUGUCCACUGGUGACCGGCCGACGUGCGACCAGUGCCUCAAAAUCCAUGAGAAACUGACGGAGAGAGCAGGCUUAGGAUGCAUACUGCGGUCGCUCGCCGACACCGUAAACACCGUGUGAGCCUCCUUCGUCUUCAUCAAGGGUCUAUGCUGUGAAGAUCCUGCCAGGUCGAAUUAGUUGUAUGGACUUUAUAAAUAUGCAGAAGGUGAUUGCUGACCUCUUUUCUUUGCUGUUUGGCAGCUUCGUAGUAGAUAAGAGCAUUGUUGCUUAUUUGCAGCUCGUUUGGUUAGUUGCAUCUUGAUUACAAGAUUGGAAUUUUAGAUCCUUUUUUCUGGCAUGUAUGUAACUCGAUCAGCCCAACUCAAGGCUGAUUAGAUCAGUGGUCGCAGUGAGCCAAUGAGCGAGCGUGCAGAAGAAUCAUUCAGUA
This is a messenger RNA of Aegilops tauschii subsp. strangulata, 908 nucleotides long. Its product is annotated as actin-related protein 2/3 complex subunit 5A. Gene Ontology annotation, cellular component: actin cytoskeleton; Arp2/3 protein complex. NCBI's taxonomy places the organism in Eukaryota, Viridiplantae, Streptophyta, Magnoliopsida, Poales, Poaceae. The record is from RefSeq and is a predicted model, not a curated record. Gene Ontology annotation, biological process: Arp2/3 complex-mediated actin nucleation; regulation of actin filament polymerization.